Molecule: messenger RNA, 912 nt
Organism: Microthlaspi erraticum
Lineage: Eukaryota; Viridiplantae; Streptophyta; Magnoliopsida; Brassicales; Brassicaceae
Source: the annotation of a GenBank genome assembly
AUGAUCUUAGGGCAUGUCUUGGUACUCCUCAUACCCUGCGGUGACUUGAGCACAAGUACCGUGAGUUCCGUGAAUGUAACGGAUAACGGUGGCGAGAUUUCCGGGACCGGAUAUGAGUCAAGGAUCCCCUCCGGGACUCAGAGCUUUGAGGUAUCUGAUUCUCCUGAUAACAUCCAUAGCCCCUUUCACCUUCAUAGUUCCGAUCACCCUGGUCUAGUUUUAGCUUCUGAGCUUCUAGAUGGUACGGACUAUGGUCUCUGGCUUGUUGCCAUGACUACAAGUCUUGAGGCUAAGAAUAAGAUAGGAUUUAUUGAUGGAUCUAUCCCUAUCCCUGCUGAGACUGAUCCUUACUACAAAAUUUGGUGUUGUUGCAAUUCAAUGUUUAAAUCGUGGUUGCUUAACAGCGUUUCGAAGAAGAUCUAUGCUAGUAUUAUGUACUUCCGUGUUGCUGCUGAUAUCUGGAAGGAUGUGAACACUAGGGAACCAUGGAUCUCUCCUCCUAUCAUACUCAGACUCAGACUUACUGGGGAGCUCUCGAGUCUUCAGGUCACCUCCAGAACCGCUGAAGAUCUCCUUGCUGAGAGAGAGACUAAUCGGCGUUCUGCUCGUCUCGUGCCUAAUUCUGGUAUUGAACCUUCGGCUUUUCAGGUUGCUUCUAAUCCCUCUGUCUCUGCGUUUCAGAAACCACGACCAGUUUGCUCUCACUGUGGUGGCCUUGGUCAUAUCGUGUAUCGGUGCUACAAGAAGCAUGGUUAUCCUCCGGGUAUGAAAUACAAAGGUCGUUUUCAGAAGCCUUCUGCCUCCACCAACUUGGUUAUCAACUCUGAAUCCCCUAUGUCUCCAACUGAAUCUGCUCCCUCAGUUAAUUCUGCGAAUUUCCCUCCUGCUGCUCUCACUCCUGAUCAGAUGUAA